AUGGUAGAGGCUUGUUCGGAAUGUGCUUAUUUUCGGCCAUCCAAUCCGCCGGAGCCCCUGAUUCAAAUGGAUCACCCGUCCCGACCAUUUGAAAUGGUAUCAGCCGAUUUCUUUUCUUAUGGAGGCCAUGAGUAUUUGGUUUAUACCUGUCGAUUCUCUGGCUUUCCCUUCAUCCAGCGCUUUCAUGCGCCGCCUACGGCUUCCACUUUAAUCCGAGAACUUCGUUGGCUGUUCUCGGUAAUGGGCGUGCCCAACGUGUUCCGGUCCGAUAACGCGACGGUGUUCAGUUCAUCUGUUUGUCAGGACUUUUUCAGACUGUGGGGCGUGCAAUGGCGGCCGUCUUCACCGCACCACCCUCAAUCCAAUGGCCAUGCCGAGGCCAACGUCAAAAGCCUCAAAUAUCUGUUGGCCAAGUGCGGAUGGGAGUGGAGGUCGGACCAAUUCCAGACGGGUCUUUUGGAGCUGCGGAACACGCCUCGAUCGGACGGGUUAUCACCCGCCCAACGUGUCUUUGGUCGACCUCUCCGCUCCAAACUUCCCAUUCAUUGGCGUGGACAGUGUUGGCGUGCCUUUUGCUCUGAUUUCCAGGCCCGGUCUGAAAACGCCGAUAGCCUGCGCUGGCGAGAUGAGGGAGUUCGUAAGGCCUACUUUGAUCGAACUAGCCGAGUGCGUCAGAGAUUGCCCGUGGGUGAGUGCGUGUUAGUUCAGGAUCCCGUGACCCGCCGUUGGGACAAGCAUGCCAUCGUGGUGGACAAUCGGUCCCCGCGACGCUAUGGUCUCCGAUUCCCUUCGGGCCGAUGUCUUGAAAGAAACAUUCGCUUUCUGCGUCGAGCCCCGCCGGGUUUAACCCAGCAUCUGUUCGGCGCUUUCACAUUGGUGGACUCCGAUGACGUCAAUGAUGCCAAUGACGCCAAUGACGCCGACAACACUCCAGCCAAGAUGAAUGGGCAAGAAACGUCGAAUCAAGUGACAAGACGUGGACAGCGUGACCGACAGCCACCGAAACGUUUCCAAUCUUCAUGA
This is a messenger RNA of Tigriopus californicus, 1023 nucleotides long. RefSeq lists its product as uncharacterized. The transcript has a single exon. Gene Ontology annotation, biological process: DNA integration. Lineage: Eukaryota; Metazoa; Arthropoda; Copepoda; Harpacticoida; Harpacticidae. Gene Ontology annotation, molecular function: nucleic acid binding. The coding region runs from base 1 to 1023 and encodes 340 amino acids. The record is from RefSeq and is a predicted model, not a curated record.